GCUCUUGUUUCGGCGUUCUCCCCGUUCUCCCCGUUCUCUCCGUUCUCUCCGUCUCUCGUUCAGAGUGGGACUUUGGGACAGAUCUGGAGGAGCCGAUCGGAGAAUUUACACCAUGAACCGAGCCUUCAACAGGAAAAAAGAUAAAACAUGGAUGCACACUCCCGAAGCCCUCGCCAAGCACUACAUCCCCUACAACGCCAAGUUCCUCGGAAACACAGAAGUGGAGGCUCCCAAGGGCACGGAGGUGGUGAAGGACGCCGUCAGGAAGCUGAAGUUCCAGAGACACAUAAAGAAGUCUGAGGGGCAGAAGAUUCCCAAAGUGGAACUACAGAUUUCAAUCUACGGAGUCAAGAUCCUCGAGCCCAAAACCAAGGAGGUUCAGCACAACUGUCAGCUCCACAGGAUAUCGUUCUGUGCAGACGACAAAACAGACAAACGAAUAUUCACCUUCAUCUGUAAAGACUCUGAGUCCAACAAACACCUGUGCUACGUGUUCGACAGCGAAAAAUGUGCGGAGGAGAUCACUCUGACCAUCGGACAGGCCUUUGAUUUGGCUUAUAAGAAGUUUCUGGAAUCGGGAGGUAAAGACGUGGAGACCAGAAAACAGAUCGGAACAUUACAAAAACGAAUCCAGGAGUUGGAAACAGAAAACACAGAGUUAAAAAAGCAGCUUCAGGAUUUAGAGGAGCAGCUGAUGAUCGCACACGUCCCUCCGGCCAGCAGCGUCUCCCAGAAGCCUCAGUCCACAGACAUCUUCGACAUGGUUCCCUUUUCUCCGGUCGCUCCUUUGGUUCCCACCCGGGCGUCCAACGGGUGCCCCCCUCCGCCGCCCACAUCGCCCCCUCCAGACAUCAACAAAGACCUUUUCGGAGCCGAGCCGUUCGACCCGUUCACCUGUGGAGCCGCGGACUUUCCUCCAGACAUACAGUCCAAACUCGACGAGAUGCAGGAGGGGUUCAAAAUGGGACUGACCCUAGAGGGCGCUGUGUUCUCUCUGGACCCACUGGACAGUCGCUGCUGAUCGUCUGAAGAAGAGGAACAGGAAGCGCCGAACUCGAGCCAACAUGUCCGCCGUCCGACCGCAGCUUCACACGUUUAUACGAGCGGAAACACGCCCCGCGCCGCAAAACGACAAACACGAGAGGCGAGAGGACUGGGAUCGGAAUAUUAGUCGUGUUUGGGGCAGCGUCGUCACGAUACUGAGAUUUAAAACUCGAUUUCGAUACCCGAUACCGAUUCUGAUAAUGAAACGCACACUUUCUUCAGAUUUUGUGAUUUUCGACAUUAAACGGUUGAACUUUCUUUUCUUUUCCCACGUGGCCUUUCAGACGGAAAAGUUCAUUUCUGUCCUAUGACUUUUUUAGUAUCAAUACCUGCUCAAAUGAGUAUCUAGUUUCGAUACUACCGUAUUUUCUGGACUAUAAGUCGCACAGAAGUAUACGUCUCACCGAAGUAUAAGUCGCUCUGAAGUAUAAGUCGCUCUGAAGUAUAAGUCGCUCUGGAGUAUAAGUCGCACCGGAGUAUAAGUCGCUCUGGAGUAUAAGUCGCUCUGGAGUAUAAGUCGCUCUGGAGUAUAAGUCGCACCGGAGUAUAAGUCGCUCUGGAGUAUAAGUCGCUCUGAAGUAUAAGUCGCUCUGAAGUAUAAGUCGCUCUGGAGUAUAAGUCUCACCGAAGUAUAAGUCGCUCCACCCAAAAAAAUGCAUAAUAAUGAAGAAAAAAACAUAUACAAGUCACGUUUUUUGGGGGGAAAUUUAUUUUACAAAAUUCGAGACCAAGAACAAACAUUUUCUCUUUAAAGUGAAGUUAUUAUAAUAUCAAUAAAACGGCAGUACGGGACGCUAACGUAUUUUUGUUCAGUCUUUCUCAGAUGUUUUUUUUUUAAAUUACCGUAAUGUUGAAAUUUUAGAUGUUCAGUGUUACUGUUCCACGAGCCUAGAGCGCCCUCGUGUGGUCGUCAGUGCAAUAUAUAUUUGAUAUAUUUGAAUAAUUUCACGUGUAAGUCGCGUCUGAGUAUAAGUCGCACCCCCGGACACACUACGAAAAGAACUGCGACUUAUAGUAAAGAAAAUACGGUAAUUUAAAAUCGGUUAGUAUCGGAUUUUUGAUACUUUUGACAACUCUAGUUUGGAGUAGUUUAGGUCAUUUUAGAUGCGACAACUGAAUCGAUACUUCACAAUGACAUCACGUUUUCUACACGUAUUGCCGGAAUGUUCAGCGACACAACGCGCACAUUAGCAAACACGUCCAAAAACGGUUUUAAGAUCGUCCGAAAAUUCAGGAAAAAUGGAUUUAAACGGCACAUUUUCAGAAGCGUGCGAUCAAACCGAGCGUUCAUGAUCCUGUUUUUUAGGUUUUAGACAAAAACGUGUGAGCGACUAACAGGGAAAAAAAAGUUGGCUAACGCUAGCUAGCUUGCGGCUGUAAUGUUAUUAGAGAGAGACUUGUUUAACAGUUAAAAAAACCUGUAGUUUGAGCUAAAUCCGCUCUUUUUGGGUCAGAUUGUGUUCAAAUAAAAGGUCAGAUUAAAGUCUAACAAAGCGUCAGACGGAGCAGUGCCUACAGUUAGCAUCACACCGCUAGGGAACGUCGACGACAUUAGCUGCGAAGUGUUGAUUUUUGGCGUUUUCUGACAUGAAUUUAGGAGUAAAAGUGAGACAAAAGCUUUAUCGAAUCAAGACCGAAAAGCCAAAAAGUGUAAAGCCUUUCACGAAAUAAACCCAAAAUCACGUUAAUAUUCCGAAUCCCAGUCACUUCCGCGGAUUUAGACACGGAUUUGUUUUGCGGCGCGCUCCUCAUUGUAGAAAAGAGCUAUUUUUGUAAGCAGAAUCUCAUAGUUUUGAGUACAGGAGGCAGGUGUAAAUAGUGUAACGUUCAGAGGUACGAUCAGCGUGGGAUUUUUCAUACUCGGGCGGUUUGUGCGGAUGCUUUUGUUUAUUCCUUUUGUACGUCCAGUGUUGAUGAAAUAUGAUUAUGAAAUGUAGCUUAAGUUUAGCAGCGGCAGCAGAGUUUCACACAGACGAUAAAAGAUUUUUAAAAAGACACUUUAAUUUGAGAAACGGGCGUCAAACUCAAUUUCACCGAGGGCCACGUCAGCAAAACGGUUCGUCUCAAAUUUGCAAAGAUAUAAAAAUAUGUCUGUGUAACUCCUGAUAAACUGACAUUUUAAGAAAGUCAAACAUUUAAAUUUACCUUGUCGCGGCCACAUAAAAUGACAUGGCGGGCCGCAUUUAGCCCCCGGGCCUUGAGUUUGACACGUGUGCUUUAAAGUGUCCAAAGAAACGCCGUCCUCGCUCUGGGAUGGGAUUUUGUGAAUUGAUGACAUGACGUGUUUUUACGACGCAGCAGCUGCCACUUAACUAAAGUAAAACUGUGAUAAAUAUUGAGCACACGGACCGUCCCAAGAAAACAAAUAAAAAAAUAUAAAAAAACAAACAAAAAACAACAUAAAACCCGUCGUAUGGACUUUAAAGGGCCCGUUUUACAGUUUUCUUUGUUUUACUGUUGUGUUUUUGUUUCAUUCUCACAUGUUUAACACAAACAAACCUGCAGAUUUAGGCUGAGUUCUUCUCUCAAACUGAAAACACUCUGUUCCACCUCGUGAUGUCAUCAUGUGGUGCUCCACUGUGUUUUUAAACUUCACCUUCACUAGAACGACUAAAUCAGGUCUAAACCAGGUCUAAAUCAGGUCUAAACCAGGACUAAACCAGGACUAAACCAGGACUAAACCAGGACUAAACCAGGACUAAACCAGGACUAAACCAGGACCAAACCAGGACCAAACCAGGACCAAACCAGGACUAAACCAGGACUAAACCAGGUCCAUGUGUUUCUCCUCUGUGGGUCCUUAACCAUCAUUUCCAGUACAACAGCGCCCUCUUCUGGUCUUAUUGAGGUGUUUUAAAUAAUAUAACUCCACACCAGUUUAUUCACUCAUUAUUAUUCAUUAUUAUUGGUGAGUAUUUGUUAUUUUAAAGGAUUAUUUGGUUCUUUUAAACACUUUUGUGCACUUUUGUCCCUCUGUGAGCUCUGCUGCUGCUCCACUCUGAACAUUCCAGUGUCUUUACAUUUCAGUAUUAACAUGUUUGAAGUGUAGUCAUGAUAUUCUUGUUUUCAUGUUGUUUUUGCACUUUUGUUUUUUAUGGGAGAUAUUUUACUACAUGUAUAAAUGUCCACUCGGCAUUUCGGUUGCAAUGACUGUUGUUUAAUUGAUAAUAAAGAGUCGUC
Messenger RNA from Periophthalmus magnuspinnatus, 4224 nucleotides. RefSeq names its product GULP PTB domain containing engulfment adaptor 1a (gene gulp1a). The transcript is spliced from 11 exons. The coding region runs from base 113 to 1021 and encodes 302 amino acids. The record is from RefSeq and is a predicted model, not a curated record. Lineage: Eukaryota; Metazoa; Chordata; Actinopteri; Gobiiformes; Gobiidae.